GAGAGGCCGCGCGUCUCCGCCUCCCCCCCGAGGGCGGCGCCUCACCUCGGCGCAGACCCCCUCGCGCUGCUCCAGCUGCAGGCCCGCUGCCACUGGGCCUCGUCGCCGCCGCACGCCCCGUCCGCCCCACGGCUGCCCCACCCCUCGGCGCCUCCUCCCCCUCCCCCUCCCCCUCCCCCUCCUCCGCCGCCGCCGCCUCCUCCGCGGCCACCUCCACCUCCGCCUCCGCCGCCGCGGCUGAUUGGCUCGCCGCUCUCGCCGACCGCCUCGCUCGGCCUGCGCGGCGACGGCCUCGCCUCUCCCGACCGGCGCUGGAUCGGCCGCAUCGACGGCGAGUACUGCAGCUCGGCGAGGGCCGGCAGCACCUCAGCGCCGCCCGGCCCGGACGCGGUGGUGGCGAGGCCGGCGGCGAUGUCGAAGUGCGUGUACUUGAAGCCGGAGUGGGAGCGGCGCCACGUCGAUGAAGGGCAGGUCGUGGCUCUCCACCU
Molecule: messenger RNA, 488 nt
Organism: Emiliania huxleyi CCMP1516
Lineage: Eukaryota; Haptophyta; Isochrysidales; Noelaerhabdaceae
Exons: 5
Source: RefSeq, a predicted model, not a curated record